UUUGUUAGAAUUCUCGGUGCUGUUCGGCCCCUCCGUUAGGGUUUUCUGAAAGCUGGACUCCAUGAAGCUAACUUGCUUGAGCCAAGGCGGGGGAUACCACUUCCCGCCGUGCCACAUGCUGGAGCUGUGCGGCUUCCGGCUUCUCCUUGAGUGCCCCCUCGACCUUUCUGCCCUCGCCGUCUUCGCCCCCAUCCCUGCCACCGCCCCCGGCCUCAUAAAAGCCCAGCCCUGGUACAAGACCGUCGCCGCCCUCCACCUGUGGGAGCCUUCUCUCAUCGGCGCCGUCUUGGUCUCCACCCCCGCCGGCAUGCUUGGCCUGCCAUUCCUCACUAGAAGCCCCAAGUUCUCUGGCAAGAUUUAUGCUACGGAGGCGACGGCGAGGAUUGGAAGGCUCAUGAUGGAGGAGCUCGUUGCGAUGCAUGCUGAAUUUGUGCAAUUUUACGGUCCCGAUGAGAGGCCGGGGCUUCCAGAGUGGAUGAAGUGGGAAGAGCUUGAGAAGCUCCCUCCUGCAUUGAGAGAGGUCGUGAUGGGGGAAGGCGGGGAGGAGCUUGGGAGCUGGAUGCCCCUGUACAGUGCAGCAGACAUAAAGGAAUGUAUGCAGAAACUCCAGUCUGUGAAGUAUGCUGAAGAAGUUUGCUACAAUGGCACCAUAAUCUUGAAAGCAUUCAGCUCUGGUUUGGAAAUUGGAAGUUGCAAUUGGACAAUAAAUGGUCCAAGAAGAAAUAUUACAUAUUUGUCAAGCUCCAUAUUUGAGUCUUCUCAUGCAAUGGACUUUGAUUACCAUCCUUUACAAGGGAAUGAUUUAAUUCUGUUUUCUGAUCUGUCAUCCUUGAGUAGCAUGACUAGGAAGGGCAAUGAGUUUAACGGAAAUAAUAAUCACAAUGAACCGAUGGAUGAAGAUGCUCCUCUUUGUGAUGUUUCGGCUAUCAGAACUGAUUAUGAUAAUGAGGAUGAAAUUGGCAGAUGUUUAGGUGGCACUGAUGAGAAUUUGGAGGAAAUUGACAAGAUCAGUUUCAUAUGCUCCUGCAUCUUAGAUUCCUUGCAAAUGGGAGGUUCUGCUUUGAUCCCAGUAGGUCGACUUGGAGUAGUACUUCUCCUUCUGGAGCAGCUAUCACAGUUACUAGAAUCUUCACAUCUGAAAGUUCCCAUAUUUAUGAUUUCUACUGUUGCAGAAGAGAUGUUAGCAUUUACUAAUGCUGUACCAGAAUGGCUCUGUAAGCAACGACAACAGAAGCUAUUCGCUGGUGAGGCCCUGUUUGGCCAUGUGGAACUCAUGGAAGAGAAAAAACUACUAUUGUUUCCACUACUUAACUCAUCUAACUUAUUAAUGAUGUGGCAGGAGCCAUGCAUUGUGUUUUCUCCUCAUUGGAGUCUCAGGCUUGGUCCUGUUGUUCACUUGCUUCAUCGUUGGCAUGCAGAUCCCAGGUGUGUAAUUAUUGUGGAGGAAGGAGUUGAUGCUGAAAUGGCUCUAAUGCCUUUCAAGACAGUGGCAAUCAAGGUCCUCCAGUGCUCAUUUCUUUCAGGAAUAAGGAUGCAGAAAGUUAAACCUUUGCUGGAAAUGCUGCAGCCAAAGCUUGUUCUGUUCCCGGAAGAUUUGAGGAUGCAAUGCCCUUUAAGGGAUGACAACUCAUGCUCAUUCUUAUAUUACUCGAAGAAUGUAAUGCUACGAGUGCCAGGUUUAAAGAGUGACAUUGAGGUCUGCUUGGCAACAGACCUGGCAUUUCAGCUCAAGCCUAGAAAAUUGACAGAAAGGAAUAUGGCCAUUGCCAGAUUGAAGGGUCAGCUUCUCUUAAACAAUGGAAAGUAUCUGUUGGUGGCUUCCAAGGAACUGCCUGACCUCUCAAACAAACAAUUACUGCACUGGGGUUCUGCAGAUUCUGUACGCCUUCUUAUGGCCUUGCAGGAAAGGGGAAUUAUUGGAUCGAUUCACUGGGAUAAAAAUACAACAGGUGGUGUCUUCUCGAUUCAGAUCACCAAACCAGAGGAGGCUAUGAUUGAAACAAGUGCCACCAAGACUGUAAUCUAUUGCAGAGACAAAACUAUGGCUGCCCUAAUUUAUGAAGCUUUCAGUAGUGUUUGUGAUGGAAUUUGAGAAAACAUGGUCCUGAAAAUACUUCUAUACAUACAGUAUUUCUCAUAAGAGGAAAAGAAAAAGUUCUGCACUUCCAGUAUGUGCCCUUGUAGUGAUUCAUUUGUUCCAUAAAGGUCAAUUUAAUCGAUGACCACUUUGGAGCUCACAAAAGCUCUGGUCUCUGGAUUUAUUGCAAAAAUUCUUUCAGCUAUUGAAAUUUAACCAUGU
Messenger RNA from Elaeis guineensis (African oil palm), 2299 nucleotides. RefSeq lists its product as uncharacterized. Gene Ontology annotation, biological process: snRNA 3'-end processing. The record is from RefSeq and is a predicted model, not a curated record. Gene Ontology annotation, cellular component: integrator complex. Lineage: Eukaryota; Viridiplantae; Streptophyta; Magnoliopsida; Arecales; Arecaceae.